Molecule: messenger RNA, 333 nt
Organism: Fusarium pseudograminearum CS3096
Lineage: Eukaryota; Fungi; Ascomycota; Sordariomycetes; Hypocreales; Nectriaceae
Exons: 1
Coding region: 1-333 (110 amino acids)
Source: RefSeq, a predicted model, not a curated record
AUGUCCUUCAAGCGUGCCACUCGAUCACUGCGCAAACGCCUUCUCGGCUCAAAGGCUUUCCUCCCUGCUCACACCGCAGCUGCUUCGUUUCGAUAUUCAAUACCACGGUCCACGGCGUUCCAUUCGCACUCCCACGGCAAACUUAAGCACCAAGCCCAACCUGCGGCCCUUGGUACAGUUGCCGUGCGUGGCAAUGGGCUCACCCCAGGGAUAGAGUCCUACGCUGCCAUGAUGGAGGGCGAUGGCUGUUCAAGAGCCGGGAAGCAUAUUGGCUCUUUCUACCAGCAAUGGGAACGCGGCAGCUUCAUGAUCAGAAAGAGCAAGAUGAUGUAA